GAACAGAAAAGCUUUGUGCAACUUGUGUUGUGUUGUGUCUGAACUCUGAAGUGUGACGUUUUCUUUAUUUUCCAUCCCAAAUUCCAAGUUCCAAUCUUUUCUCAAUUUUUCUAUUCUUAAAUCCUAUCCUCACCACCCCACAACACCGUUUCUCUCUUAAUAUUAUUUGAGUGGCUGCAAAAACCCCACUUUUUUUGCUUCCUCAAUUUUUAUUGUUACCCCUUUUUUCUUUUUAACCUUUUUUUUCAAUCAAUAAUCACUUUGAGGUUUAGGGUUUUGAUCCUUACGCCUCUCUCUCUCUCUCUCUCUCUCUCUCUCUCUCUCUCUCUUCAUAUUGUUCAUUAUUUUCCAAUUAAUUCGCUAUGUCAAAGAGGGUUCUUUGUAAGUUCUUUGCUCAUGGAGCGUGUCUGAAAGGGGAGCAUUGUGAAUUUUCUCAUGACUGGAAAGCUCCUCCAAAUAAUAUAUGCACAUUUUAUCAGAAAGGAGUUUGUGCUUAUGGUAGUCGCUGUAGGUAUGAUCAUGUCAAAGCUUCUCGAUCACCGUCCUCUACUCCAUCUUCUUCAAUAAUCGAACACCAGCCCCUUGUUUCAGAAUCUCUUGUACUUGGUAAUACAAGAAUUACAUCGAACGAUGUUGCUACAGCUGCAGAAUUUUCUCUUUUCAACAGUCCUUAUGUUGUUCCGAGUGAACCAGCCUGGAAUCAAGAAUCUGCAAAUCAUGACUUCUUAAGGGAAGAUGAUGUUGGUCAAUUGUUAAUUACUUCACCUUCUGAUAUUCCGAUUUGUUCAUUUGCUGCUGCUGGAAACUGUCCACGAGGAGAACAAUGUCCUCAUGUACAUGGAGAUAUAUGCCCUUCGUGUGGAAGGCAAUGCUUGCAUCCUUUCCGUCCUGAAGAAAGAGAAGAGCAUAUGAAAAGUUGUGAAAAUAAGCAAAAGCAUCUCGAGGCAUUGAAAAAAAGUCAAGAAGUUGAAUGCUGUGUUUGCCUGGAACGUGUUCUUUCAAAGCCUACAGCCGCUGAGCGUAAGUUUGGUGUGCUAUCUGAAUGUGAUCAUCCCUUCUGCAUAUCCUGUAUUAGAAAUUGGCGUAGUAGCAACCCAACAUUAGGGAUGGAUGUGAACAGCACAUUGCGGGCUUGUCCCAUCUGUCGCAAGCUAUCUUACUUUGUCGUUCCAAGUGUUAUUUGGUAUGCUACAAGUGAAGAAAAACAGGAAAUCGUUAAUACCUACAAGGCGAAGCUCAAGUCAAUCGACUGCAAGCAUUUUGACUUUGGGGAUGGAAACUGCCCUUUUGGAACUAGCUGCUUCUACAAGCAUGCAUAUCGAGAUGGCCGUCUUGAGGAAGUAACUUUGCGACAUCUUGGGGCUGCUGAUGGUGACACCAUAAUUUCCAAAGACAUCAGGUUUCUCUUUAUCUUUACAUGGUUCUUAUGCUUGGCAUUGUGCACUUUGACUUUUCCAAUUUCACUAACUUAAUACUUGAUGCUAUCAGGUUGUCGGAUUUCCUUGCUACCUUGCGUUUAAGUUGAAGGUUGCUGUUCACAUUUUCUGAUGAUACUUGCAUAAAAAAUGGAAUGCUUCAAUGUGAAAAGCUAUAUUUAUAUAUUGCAAGUGAAGCUCCUCUUCUUGUUUCUAUGUUUCAAAGGUACCAAAGAAAAAGCUGCACUGUGCAUUCCAUCGUUGUAAUAAAAGUGCAAAUUAUAAAAUGGUAGAUGGACAUAUAUGCUUUUGUACAAUGGAAUAAUUUUGCAAUAAGCUCUAAUUUUUAAAGCAUACAAAAUCAAUGGAUUGAUUGAUGAUAAACUACAGUGUGCACCAUUUUAGCCAUAUAAAGGGACUUUUUAUGUGAUGGAUUCCAUAGUUAUUAUGUGUAAAGGUUUUUUGGUGCAUUAAGGUUUUCUUGUUACCUAAGAUAUAGUUGUUUAUUGUAAACUUGAUUUUCUUUGCUUGGUGACAUUGCACCAAGAACCUUUGGAACAAUGUAUGGAUUUUGUUUAUUAUUUACAGGAAUUUGAGAGGAUA
Messenger RNA from Trifolium pratense (red clover), 2018 nucleotides. RefSeq names its product putative RING-type E3 ubiquitin transferase C3H69. The transcript has 7 exons. Bases 363 to 1472 code for a protein of 369 amino acids. Lineage: Eukaryota; Viridiplantae; Streptophyta; Magnoliopsida; Fabales; Fabaceae. Gene Ontology annotation, molecular function: ubiquitin protein ligase activity; metal ion binding. The record is from RefSeq and is a predicted model, not a curated record. Gene Ontology annotation, biological process: protein polyubiquitination.